This is a messenger RNA of Drosophila bipectinata, 1596 nucleotides long. RefSeq names its product paired box protein gooseberry (gene gsb). NCBI's taxonomy places the organism in Eukaryota, Metazoa, Arthropoda, Insecta, Diptera, Drosophilidae. Gene Ontology annotation, molecular function: DNA-binding transcription factor activity, RNA polymerase II-specific; RNA polymerase II cis-regulatory region sequence-specific DNA binding. The record is from RefSeq and is a predicted model, not a curated record. Gene Ontology annotation, biological process: anatomical structure development; regulation of transcription by RNA polymerase II.
UCAGUUUCGAGCUGUCAGGCAAACGAACAGCAUCUCAAGCAACCGCAGAGUGUGAAAAAGAAUCUUACAGAUACCAGAAUCUGACUUGUGCAUUCUCGAGAUACAUCACAGAUAGUAGAUAAAAACCAGAAUAGCAAACAAGUGCUGACACUAAAUCUCCCCAAACACGGAUUACAAAACAGAUAUGGCUGUGUCGGCUAUCAACAUGACACCCUACUUUGCUGGAUAUCCCUUCCAAGGACAAGGACGCGUCAAUCAACUCGGCGGCGUCUUCAUCAACGGCCGGCCUCUGCCCAACCACAUUCGCCGCCAGAUCGUGGAAAUGGCCGCCGCUGGAGUCCGGCCCUGUGUGAUUUCCCGCCAGCUGCGCGUUUCCCACGGCUGCGUCUCCAAGAUCCUGAACCGCUUCCAGGAGACCGGCUCCAUUCGCCCCGGCGUCAUCGGCGGAUCCAAGCCCCGUGUGGCCACCCCCGACAUCGAGGCCAGAAUCGAGGAGCUGAAACAGGCCCAGCCAGGCAUCUUCAGCUGGGAGAUCCGCGCCAAGUUGAUCGAGGCCGGUGUGUGCGACAAACAGAGUGCUCCCUCCGUCAGCUCUAUUUCCCGGCUGCUGCGGGGCUCUGCUGGAGGAGCGGGCACUUCUCACAGCAUCGAUGGAAUCCUGGGCGGAGGAGGAGCUGGAUCUGCAGGAAGCGAGGAUGAGAGUGAGGACGACUCCGAGCCCAGCGUGCAGCUGAAGAGGAAGCAGCGCCGUUCGCGCACCACCUUCUCCAAUGACCAAAUCGAUGCCCUGGAGCGCAUCUUUGCCAGGACUCAGUACCCAGAUGUCUACACCCGGGAGGAGUUGGCGCAGAGCACAGGUCUGACCGAGGCUCGUGUCCAGGUGUGGUUCUCCAACCGCAGGGCCCGCCUGAGGAAGCAGCUCAACACCCAGCAGGUGCCCAGCUUCGCGGCCAGUGGAGUCAGCUCCUAUGGUGCCACUGCCCCAGCCAGCUACGGAUCCCAAUCCGCCUGGUCCGCCCCGUCUGCAGCCAACUACGAGUCGAUGCCACACUCCGGCUACGGCGGAUCGGUGGCCUCCAUGUCGCCGGCAAGCAGCUCCGGCAGCAGCUCCGCUGCCCACAGCCCCGUGCAGUCGCAAUCGCAGGUGCAGCCCACUCCCAGUGGCAACGAUUUCAUGAACUCCGCCUAUGGAUACCCCGCCGGAGGAUCAACCUACUCCAUGCCCUCCGCCGCCGCUGCCACAUCCGCUGAGCAGCUGCGCUCGCAGUUCGCCUCCGCCGCCGCCUCUGGCUCCCACCAUCCGUCCUCGUGGGACAGCUACAACUUUGCCGGCUCCUUCUUCCCGCCGACCGCUGCCGCUGCGACUGGAUCCAGCCACCUGAGCAGCUACCACCACCACCAGGUGGAGCAGAAGAGCUCCAUGAUGCCAGCAGCUCCCGCCUAUCCCUACUUUGGGUUCUAGGAUAUCACUAUUUUUGUAGUUCUUUAGUGUUAGAUCUUAAGCCACCAAGACUGUUUACCAUUCAAAUAUUAGUUUAAGUCUUAAUGUAAAACAAGCGCCAAUCAAACAAUAAAAUUUUAAAUUUGAUAAAGAAA